UUGUAAAAAGUACCGUUGCGCGUCAUACGUAUAUACGGGUGUACGCGCGAGUUUCAUCACGCGUGUAUGUGUGAGUAGUGCGACGACGAUCGUGCGCUGUGCGCCUCGCGACAGCUCGGCUCGGCUCAUUCGGCUGUAUCGCGCGAAUACAGCUGCCGACGCCGCGGAAGCUCUAGCGGAACUGCCCAGGACUGCCAGCGUCCGGUCCAUUCUGUUUCUCCUUACGACCCAGUUCUCGUUUCACCUCUGCCACCCUUCCGCGCGAGAAUGCGAGACCGCGGACGAACGUAAGACACCCCGGUCUCCUCCCGAGGAAGGAACGGCGACAGAGAGACGUGUGCCUGCCCCGCGAACAAGCCGCGGUUAUGUUUUUCGAUGGAAAGUACUUUAGCGACAAUGGCAGCAACGUCCCCGUCGAAGAGAAGACUGCAGAAGGAAUUGAUGUCUUUAAUACGUGAGCCUCCACCAGGUGUACACGUAGAUGCAGAGUUAGCUGGACAAAAUUUGACGCAAUGGAUCGUCCACAUGGAAGGUGCCAAGGGUACGCUGUACGAGGGGGAACAAUUUCAGCUUCAAUUUAAGUUUAGUUCAAAGUAUCCGUUUGAUUCGCCAGAAGUGACUUUUAUUGGUGGAAAUAUCCCCGUACAUCCACAUGUCUAUAGUAAUGGUCAUAUUUGUUUAUCCAUAUUAACGGAGGAUUGGUCUCCUGCUCUCAGUGUGCAAAGCAUCUGUCUGAGUAUCAUUUCCAUGCUAAGCAGCUGUAAAGAAAAGAAGAGACCGCCUGACAAUACAUUUUAUGUGAAAACUUGCAACAAGAAUCCAAAAAAGACAAAAUGGUGGUAUCAUGAUGACAGUGUCUAACACUGAAGAUCAUAUAAAAAUCUUAUCAACUUGUCAACAUUUGUUGGACCAAGUGGGAUAACAUCCAUAUGUGGAACCUGACGCAUUAAAUCAAUAGAAUUUUCGCAUAUGAUAGGGGAGAAUAGUUGAAAUCGAACUGUGUUCCAAAUAGGACUUUUUUAAUUUAAAUGAAUACAGUUAAGCAGAUUUGCGUACUAUUUAUAAUGUAAAGACAUUGUAAGACAUUGAACAUGUGACAGUAAUUUGACAGUUCUCUGUCAUAACGUUCAUAGAAUAGACACAAAUAUGUAUUUUCGGCCAUCUCUUGUGAAAAUUUUUUUAAAAAAGAUAUCGUAAAUCAUUUAAGAGGUGUUAAAAGUUUGGAAGGUAAUUAAUUUAAGAUGAUUAAAGAGUGCAAAAUUCAAAAAUAUCAAGCAUUUUGCGAUCACUUUUGAAUGUUUAUUGUAAAAUUUGUUUCAAAAUUCGUGUCCAAAUCGGACAAUACAGUAAAUCAUACCAUCAAAAUGGUUUGAAGCAAAAAUGAAGGAAAUUAAAUGAUUUUUUCAACGGUACCUUCGGUUUUACGAUCGGACUUUAUUUACGCCUUAUAGAGAGCAAAAAUUGCAAAUAGGUUCGAUUUAGGCCACUCCCCUAUAUUAUAUAGUAAAGUCAAUAUAACAAGAAAUUAGUACUUUUAAGGAAAGACAAGGCUACAACUUACUUAUUAUUAUAAUUAUAGAAUUAAUGCAAACUGCGUGAAUUGUUUAAUCAUAAAUUAUUGCAAUGUUGCUGAUAGCGAAGCAUAUUUUAGUUAUAGAAUUACUAUCAUGAUCAGUAAAUUAAUGCUAA
Messenger RNA from Mycetomoellerius zeteki, 1689 nucleotides. Its product is annotated as ubiquitin-conjugating enzyme E2 W. The coding region runs from base 376 to 861 and encodes 161 amino acids. The record is from RefSeq and is a predicted model, not a curated record. The transcript is spliced from 4 exons. NCBI's taxonomy places the organism in Eukaryota, Metazoa, Arthropoda, Insecta, Hymenoptera, Formicidae.